AUGUCGAUGGAUGAUUCGAAGCUGCCCCCAACGGUGCCGGACGACCUUUUUGGUCGGGACGACAUGGCCCCAGAUGAUUCCAGUCAAAUGGAUGACGAGAGUGAUUCCGAAGAAGAAGAUGAAUCGGAAGACGAAGAAAUGGGCGACGACGAAAAUCCAUUCCUUCCGCGUACGAGUUCUAUGAUUGAAUCAGCAUUUCCGGCCACAAUCUCCCAACCAGCAACGUCUCCAGCGACCAUAUCUGAAACGACAAUGCCUACUACAACAUCAUCAUACAUCUUGAGCUCAUUGACCGACAAUCCAUUCAUUCCCAUUUCGACCGUGACUAGUUCAGCGACUCCAACCUAUCCGGUAACUUCAACUGUCGCAGCAGAGCUGACUUCGGCAGCUAUUCUCUCUACCACAUUUGCAGUAGGGACCAAUGCCGCGGCGACAACAAGUGCAAGCACUCCCAACGCCUCUGCUGAGGCCUCCACGUCUCAACGGACCUCUUCCCACACCACCACGGCUAUUGCGGUAGGAACCACUGUUGGGGUACUGUCCAUUGUCGCCAUGGCCUUUCUCCUUUUACGGUACUGCACGCCUGUCAAGGCUCGAGUGGCAGCAUACCGAGGACGAAGGGGACAGAGGCUUCCUGGAGACGAAGAAAGGGCAGGGAGUCCGCGGAGGAUGGCUCUAGGGAUGUCACAGGCUUACUCUCCGAACCCGAUGGGAGUAUCACAAUUCUCGGUCAAUGCGUCUUCGGCCGUCGGCACUCCUGCAUCGACCUUUACCGGCGCUACGGCUGUGGGCCUUCCCGUUACUACGACCCGAGUUCCCCCACCGGUCUUGGUUCGGAACACUAGUCGACGGGUGAACGACGUUGAAAACCCAUUCAGCGACCCAGCGCCCCUUGCUCGGAAGGGAAGUAGUGGUGGAAGCACGACCUCUAGCACGCGGCGGAGUCUUAGCACUCAUAUGGCAAAUGAAGACGAUACCGGCGGACCGCCCACACGCCUAUCCAACGUGAAUGGAAACGGAACCUAUGCAUUCAACUUCAGUUUCGACGAAUACGCCGCAUCGCACGUCACCGGUGAGCCGGACCGCCAUCCAUCGGGCCUGGGCAUCACAAUGGACACUUCGUCGCCCCGAACACCGUCCCCCGCGACAUUCACGCCCCCCACUCCUCCAGAAUCCGUCAUCGACUCUCCAAGAAGCCAAUACCAGCCUCAAAUUCGGAAAUCGAUUACGCCUUCCGAAAGCGUGUCCAACGCCCCGUCCUCGCCGCUCCCGUUCCCAGCUGAACUAGUCCCUCCGAUGCCCAAUUCGCGGUGGAGCCGCAACUCGUCGAGUGUCAACGGUCGUGGCGCCACCGAGGAGAAGACAGACAUGCCCAGCGCAGGCGGGGAUGGAAUUGACACGGACCCUUCGCUACUUAGUAUGAACAGGGGAAGUUCAGCCUCGUCUGUCCCGUCGAAGCUCAGUUCCGGGAGCAUUCCUACACUACGGCCGGGGUUACCCAACGGAGUCCGCCCCCCGUCCGGCUCUGAGAGUCGACAACGGAAUGGAAGUGGAAGUGGAACCGAAAGCGCUAUCAGGUUGCCUGCUAUGACGUAUCGACCUUGA
Molecule: messenger RNA, 1605 nt
Organism: Rhinocladiella mackenziei CBS 650.93
Lineage: Eukaryota; Fungi; Ascomycota; Eurotiomycetes; Chaetothyriales; Herpotrichiellaceae
Exons: 1
Coding region: 1-1605 (534 amino acids)
Source: RefSeq, a predicted model, not a curated record